Molecule: messenger RNA, 1893 nt
Organism: Opisthorchis viverrini
Lineage: Eukaryota; Metazoa; Platyhelminthes; Trematoda; Opisthorchiida; Opisthorchiidae
Exons: 5
Coding region: 113-1030 (305 amino acids)
Cellular component (GO): nucleus; cytoplasm
Molecular function (GO): protein serine/threonine phosphatase activity
Source: RefSeq, a predicted model, not a curated record
AGUAGUUGGUGUGACCUUUUCGUCUCGAAGUCCUCUUUCUUUGUGGGCGCAUUUGGUUCGUGUGGAUUUGACCUCCCUGAAAUUCCCCGAAAACUAAGCGCCCACUAAUCUCAUGGUUCAAGAGUUCAAUAUUGACGCUUUUAUCGAGCGUCUUUUAGAAGGUACUUUUCUCUUGUCGUUGGACCAUUUAAUUUGUUUGCUAGUUCGAUGUGGCAGACCAGGUACUUUGGUGGAAAUGAAAGAGGAUGAAAUCCGUUAUAUAUGUGAGAAAUCUCGUGAAAUCUUUCUUGCUCAGCCAAUACUGCUUGAAUUGGAAGCCCCUCUGCAAAUCUGCGGUGAUAUUCACGGUCAGUACACGGACUUAUUGAGGCUGUUCGAACACGGCGGGUUCCCACCAGCCUCAAAUUACCUCUUUCUCGGAGACUACGUAGACCGAGGAAAACAAAGCCUGGAGACAAUUUGUCUGCUAUUGGCCUACAAAAUUCGCUACCCAGAGAAUUUCUUUUUGCUUCGCGGUAACCAUGAAUGCGCUGCGAUCAAUCGAAUUUAUGGAUUCUACGAUGAAUGUCUUUCUCCUGACCUCCAAAAUAUGGAACAGAUCAGACGCAUCCUAAGACCCUCAGAUAUACCGGACACUGGUCUACUCUGUGAUCUUUUAUGGUCCGAUCCGGACAAGGAUGUCACGGGGUGGGCCGAGAACGACCGUGGGGUGAGCUUCACAUUCGGCCCGGAUGUCGUCUCCAAGUUCCUCAAUCGGCAUGAUUUGGACUUGAUUUGCCGAGCACAUCAAGUAGUCGAAGAUGGCUUCGAAUUUUUCCAUCGACGACAACUGGUCACCCUGUUCUCCGCGCCCAACUACUGUGGUGAAUUUGACAACGCUGGAGGGAUGAUGACAGUGGAUGAGAAUCUGACAUGCUCUUUUCAGGUACUGAAGCCAUCGGAGAAGAAAGCCAAGUACCAGUAUCAUGGAAUGACUCCAGUGACCCAGCAACAGCCUGCAGCACGUGUGGCACAGCCCCGCGUCACGUGAUCACAGUAUUUUAUCCUCAACUCCCCCAUUGUACACCGUAUUUUGCCCCUGGAGUACUAUCCUUCUACGGAUAGGUCGGUGUUUCCGCUUACUUCGCUUUUCCUGGCGACGGAGAUGAGCGGUGCCUUCCAACCGAAUACGUAUUCGUGUGUAAGCUAUCGAUUUGUCGGUCACUCCGUUCUCUGUGCAUCAGAAUGCCAUCGGUGUGUUAGCUGGUUUCGGGGUAGCUGGCCUCCAUGCCUUUCAGCAUGUUAUUUCGUUUGUCGCCAGACACCUUCGUUUUGUCAUAGUCUUCUAAUCGCGUACCGAUGGUGACGGUGGUGAUCGUUCCACCCCCAUCUACCUCCUCCCCUUGUAUCCUUAUCCGCUUGUGUGAAUCUUAUUUCUUGCGUGCGUUUUUCUUCAAACUUGUUUACAACUUUCCACACAAAUCAAGAACAUCCGACACUGUUACUUGUGAUCGUUUAUCUCCACUCUUUUUAAUUCGCCACCUAUCGUUGUUAUUCACUGCAGUUUUCGGUCCGUCUUGCUCAUGUGAGCGAGCGUGUUCACGCACCCCCAUAACACUCACACAAAGCAGAAAACUUUGUACCAGGUUCUGCAGUAUUUCUGCAUUUUUUUCGAGCCAAGUGCACUUUUACACUCACAGACGUGCUAUGUAGAAAUGUGAAUGUACAACGUACAAGCGCACUUCCCUGUGCUUGUCUUUUCACUUUGGAACGCUUUUCAAGGCACAAACUCCCUGAGAGAAUGGUCCGCGGCCCGUAUAUACCUUCAGCCUAUCGGUUAUUUCCGUCUGCUACUGAGCCAUCAUGCUUUUUAUGAAGUAUGCUGUGUGCGUUACAAGACAGUCUUCGUCGAAA